AUGGCCGAGACCGGCGCUGCCAAGCCACGCGUCGGCGACCUCUACUGGAAGAAGGUCGGCUCCAACGGAUGGACCCUCGGGAAGGUCUGCGCCGUCGCCGAAGAGAGCAACAUGGCCGAGUUCGGCCUCGUCGACGAAGACUCGGGCGACAUGCUGCGCGAGCCGCACGAGAUGCUCGACCUCGCCGAGCACCCGCUGUACCCGGCGAAUCCGCUCUUUAGCACGUGCGCCGACAUGACGUCGCUGCACCAUUUGCACGAAGCGGCGCUGGUCAAGAACCUUCAAGACCGCUCGGCGCUCUCCAACCAGCGCCCAUAUACGUUCAUGGCCAACGUGCUCAUCGCAAUCAACCCGCUGCGGUACCUCGAAGGCGUCGAUAAGGACCUCUUCAUCGGCAAGCCGCUCGACAAGUGCCCGCCGCACCCGUACCACGUCGCCGAGAGCGCGUACCGGCAGCUGUGCACAUUGCGGCCCGUCAUGCAGAACCAGAGCAUCAUCAUCAGCGGCGAGUCGGGCUCGGGCAAGACCGAGACGUCCAAGAUCAUCCUCGACUUCCUCACCGUGCGCGCGGUCGCGCCGCGCUCCGAGAGCUUUGACGACCACUCGGAGCCCGAGGUGACGACGAUGCCGCUCAAGCGCCCGAGCAUCUCGAAAGGCUCGACAUCGUCGCGCGUGCUCUCGUCCUUCUCGAUCCGCGACGUCUCGAGCAUGCUCAAGGAGCCCAACACGGUCACAUUGGGCGAGCGUCUCAUGGAGACGAUCCCGAUCCUCGAGUCGUUUGGGAACGCCAAGACCCAUCGCAACCACAACUCGUCCCGCUUCGGCAAGUACAUGCGCCUCCAGUUCUCGUCGCGCCAUUACGAACUCACGGGUGCGUCGAUCGAUACGUACCUGCUCGAGAAAUCCAGGCUCGUGCAUCCGCCCAACGGCGAGCGCAACUUUCACAUUUUUUACGAGCUCCUGCGGUCCGGGCGGUCGGACCUCCAGACGCUCUUGCACGUCGGUAACGACGACCCGGAGCGUACGAUCCAGAGCUUCCACUACCUCAACCGGUCUGCGUGCACGAGCAGCGACCUCCUCGACGACGCGGCCAACUUUUCCAAGCUCACGGACGCGCUGCUUAUGGUUGGCAUCGACCAUCUGCAGCAAACGGACCUCUUCAAGCUCGUGGGCGGCCUUCUCCAUCUCGGCAACGUGGACUUUGACGAGGAAGAAACGUCGGAAGGCUUGUCGGCGGUGCUGGCCGAGACGUCGUUGGUAAGCUUGAGCCAUGCGUCCGAGCUGCUCGGCGUCCCCGUCGACGAGCUCUCGAGCGCGAUGCUCAACAAGCGCAUUACGCGCAGCAAGGGCGGCCGGAAGAACUCGAUCUACUACCUCAAGAAGGACGCGCGCCAAGCAUCCUACUCGCGCGAUACGAUCGCCAAGAGCAUUUACGAGCUCGUCUUCGCUUGGCUCAUGCGGCAAUGUGCGUGUGCCCUCGAGUACAACGAAGCGCUCCGCGACGUGCUGCCGUACAUUGGCGUCCUCGAUAUCUUUGGCUUUGAAGAUUUCGAGCCGAUGAACCGCAACUCGUUCGAGCAGCUUUUGAUCAACUACGCCAACGAGACGCUCCAGAGCAUCUUCAACACGUGCAUCUUCCAGGCCGAGCAAGAGCUGUACCUCUCCGAGCACAUCCACGUGCCCAACAACGUCGAGCUCACGUUUCCACCGAUUGCGGACCGGCUCAACUCGACGAGCGAGCUCAUUACGUAUGUCGACAACCAAGAGUGCCUGACGCUGAUUGCGUCGCGCCAAGGCGGCGUGUUUGCGACCAUCGAUACGGUCUCGCGGCUGCCGGGCCCGUCGGACCGCAAGCUCAACGAGCGUCUCCACACGCUCUUCAAGCGCAACGCAUGUUUUCCGCUGCCGCACCCCAAGGAAGCGCACGAGAUGUUUUGCAUUGUGCACUAUGCGGGCACGGUCAAGUACCACAUCGAGUCGUUCAUUGACAAGAACAACAACAUCAUCUCGGCGCAGUUUGAAGAGCUCAUCCACAUGUCGCGGUCGCGGAUUCUGAGCUCGCAGCCGACAACGACGCCCGUGGCCAGCCAGCUCAAGGGCGGGUCGGUCUCGCAAAUGUUCUCGGUGCAAAUGAAGGGGCUCGCGUCCGAGCUCGAGGGCACGCGCUGCAACUUUAUCCGGUGCAUCAAACCCAACGCGGCGAUGGCGGUCGGUGUCUUUGACCGCAACUCGGUCGUCGACCAGCUCCGCUGCUCGGGGACGGUCCAAGCCUGCUCGGUGCUGCGGGUCGGCCUCCCGACGCGCAUUUUGUACGCCGAGGUCGUCGACAUCUACGCGCCGCUCGUCGGCGACGACGUCUACAGCCGCUUUAAGCUCAACGAGCGCCUCUUCACGCAGGCCAUUUGCGCGGCCCUGCGCUUUCCCGCCGACGCGUACCGGCUCGGCGACACGCGGCUCUUUUUCCGCACCGGCAAGAUCGACUUGCUCGACCAACUCCUCAAUGUGACCAAGAUCGACCCGAAUCUGCCGUCGGCGCUCGGCCGCUACGUGAUCAAGCGCCGGUGGGUCUCGGCCGUCACCAAGGCCAUCGUCUACAAGCGUUUUGAGCGCAUUUACCACGAGUGCAAGUUCCGCCGGCGCGCCAUCGUGCUCCAGUGCGCGUGGCGCCAGCACCGUGCGCGUCUCGAGCUCGCGUCCCUUCGCCGCCAGCAAGCGAUUGCAAUCAAGCUCCAAAGCUGGAUCCGCAAGCUGCAGAUCAUGAAGGCGUUUGCAGGCCGCCCGGACGAGAAGCUCUCGCUCCUGCACGGUCUCUUGAGCAAGCCGGCGCUGCCAAAGGGCCAGAAAUGGCUGCUCACGUGGCUUGGGCCGCUCCAGCGCGCCAUGUACGUUCAGAAACUGUGCCGCAAGGCAUGCGUCGCCUACAUGGUCAAGCGCGGGUUCCUCUGGCUCUACGAAAACGUCCGGAAGAAGCGCGCGCAGCUCCUGCUGCAGACGCAGAUGCGCGUCUUGCUCGCCAAGCGGCGGCUCCAAGAGCUCGUACGCCAGCGCCGCGCCCGCGACCACUGGAAGCGCGCAAUUCUCGGAGCGCGGGUGUGUUCGCUGUUUUUGCGGCAGUUUAAGCGCGUGCACUUGACGCGCCUCGAAGCCAGCCACGAGUCGCUGACCGCGCGCAACGAGGCGCUGGAAGCCCGCGUGUUGACGCUCACGACGGAGCUCAACGACGCCAAGAAGCAAAACGAAGCGUUGGCGGCGGCGGUGGUCGAGAACAAGCGGCUGCUGGACGCGCGGGCCGCUCGCAUCGCGGCCCUCGAAGCCCAAGUGCCCAAGCCAAAGGAGUCGCUGCUCUCGCGCGUCUUUCGCUUCUUUACGUGCAACUCGGCGCCGUUCGACCUCGAGGACAACGACGACGACGCGGCCGAGCGCACCGUGAGCGAGUGCAGCUCGGUCGACGACCAUACGAACAAGGUGACGCCGCCAUCGUCGACCACGUCGACGGCGUCCUCAUCGACCCCGUCGCCGGCGACGACGAAUAUGGCCACCAAGCAGGCGCGCAAGCUCUCCAACUUUGUCAAGCCCGCCAAGCGGCAGCACGAAGGCGUCUGGAAGAUCAGCCGCUUCGUUUUUUGA
Saprolegnia parasitica CBS 223.65 is the source of this 3627-nucleotide messenger RNA. RefSeq lists its product as hypothetical. Gene Ontology annotation, molecular function: microfilament motor activity; actin filament binding; ATP binding. The transcript has 7 exons. The record is from RefSeq and is a predicted model, not a curated record. Lineage: Eukaryota; Oomycota; Saprolegniomycetes; Saprolegniales; Saprolegniaceae. Gene Ontology annotation, cellular component: myosin complex; cytoplasm; actin cytoskeleton. Gene Ontology annotation, biological process: actin filament organization; vesicle transport along actin filament. Bases 1 to 3627 code for a protein of 1208 amino acids.